CAAAGGUUCAGGGAGGGGAUGAAGACCCUUGGUGUUCUUGAUGCAAUAAGAAUGCACCCAGAUGCUUUCAGACCGCUGUUUUGUCACGAGCCAUCCCCACUCACAGCUGAUGUACUAGAACAGCUCUUUGAAAUUCGACUGUCAGCAGUGGGCAGAAACAAAAGAAGGGCAGAGGAAUGUGUGGUUGCAUUUUGGAGGGACUACCUGCUGGAUGUUGAGGAGCAAGAGGGACCCUUGCAACUUGGGGGUAUCCUGGCCUGCGACGGGAGCAAAUGAUAUUCCACCCCUGGGCUUCUCCCCACUACCUUCAGUGGUUUUUCUCCAUGAUCUGCCCCUCAGACAAGGCCGUCAUUUACCCACCGCAAACACAUGCAUUAACUGCCUG
Molecule: messenger RNA, 385 nt
Organism: Perca flavescens (yellow perch)
Lineage: Eukaryota; Metazoa; Chordata; Actinopteri; Perciformes; Percidae
Product: G2/M phase-specific E3 ubiquitin-protein ligase
Exons: 3
Coding region: 19-276 (85 amino acids)
Source: RefSeq, a predicted model, not a curated record